CUCUACUUGGACGAGGCACACAGCAUCGGAGCACUGGGACCGCGAGGUCGUGGUGUUGUGGACUACUUUGGUUUGGAUCCGGCAGACAUCGACAUUGCUAUGGGUACCUUUACGAAGAGUUUUGGCUCCGCUGGUGGCUAUUUGGCUGGUUCGGAGCGUUUAAUUGACUACGUGCGUACCCAAUCUUAUAGUUCUAUUUAUGGAGGCACAAUGCCUGCUCCAGUGUGUCAACAGAUCAUCACAUCAAUGCGAAUCAUCAUGGGUCGAGAGUGUCCCGGAGAGGGUGAACGACGGCUGAAGCAGUUGGCCUGGAAUACGCGCUACUUCCGAGCUCAUCUUCAUCAAAUGGGAUUGAUAGUCUUCGGUAAUCGUGACAGUCCAGUCAUUCCCAUUAUCCUCUACAUGCCUGGCAAAUUGGUCGCCUUCUCACGAAUGUGUCUUGAACGCGGCCUUGGAGUGGUCAUUGUCGGCUUCCCUGCUACGGCUCUUCUUGCCUCGCGAUCGAGAUUUUGCAUCUCUGCUGGGCAUACGAAAGAGAUGUUGGAUAAGGUGAGAUGA
Hydatigera taeniaeformis is the source of this 558-nucleotide messenger RNA. The record is from the annotation of a GenBank genome assembly. NCBI's taxonomy places the organism in Eukaryota, Metazoa, Platyhelminthes, Cestoda, Cyclophyllidea, Taeniidae.